Megalops cyprinoides (Indo-Pacific tarpon) is the source of this 2183-nucleotide messenger RNA. It is a transcript of the gene hykk.2, whose product is annotated as hydroxylysine kinase, tandem duplicate 2. Gene Ontology annotation, molecular function: amino acid kinase activity. The record is from RefSeq and is a predicted model, not a curated record. The coding region runs from base 111 to 1181 and encodes 356 amino acids. Lineage: Eukaryota; Metazoa; Chordata; Actinopteri; Elopiformes; Megalopidae. The transcript is spliced from 5 exons.
UUUGAUGUAUUGAUUAUUGUAGAUCGUUCGGUGUGCUGGGGAACGACUACAAGCCAAACGCAACUUUGCUUGUACGUUAUCGUAGUCUUCAACUGAUAUUAGCGGCUUAAAUGUCAACCAAGAAUUCCAAGCCAAAUCUCAGCCAAGCCCAGGUCCAAGAGUUGGUUGGGCGGCUCUAUGGGAUGACUCUAUCACAGGUUCGCCCCUUGCCUAGUUAUGAUGACCAGAACUUCUAUGUGGCGGCUGCUGGAGGUGGAGAGUAUGUGUUAAAGAUUAUGAACACUGUGGACAGUCAGAACCCUACACUGAUUGAGAUGCAGACUCAUACCAUGACCUUCCUGCACCAGCGGGGCAUCCCGGCUCAAACUGCCCUGCCCACACUAACUGGACAGAUGAUGAGCCUGGAAGAUAUUGACUGUGGAUCAGGCUGUCAGAAGUACUUGGUACGAUUGCUGACCUACUUGCCAGGCACUACCAUCGCAAAGGUCCCCUGCUCCCCGCAAAUUCUGUAUCAAACUGGGAAGAUGGCAGCUAUGAUGGACAGGGUGCUGCAGGGGAUGGAGCAUCCCAACUUGUGGGUACUGCAGAGGAAGAACUUUAUUUGGAAUCUGUCUAAUGUACCUCUCUUAGAACCCUACCUUCAUGUAAUGGAUGGGGAUCCUGUGCAGCAGGUGGUAAAGGAAGUCAUUGAGAUGUACAAGAGACAAGUCCUUCCAAAUCUGGGCUCCUUCCGCAAAUGUAUAAAUCACGGUGAUUUCAAUGACCUGAACAUCUUGGUUGAACCUGAUGAUCUGGAGGGCUACAAAAUCUCUGGCAUUCUGGACUUUGGGGACAUGAGCAGUGGAUACUAUGUCUUUGAGUUGGCCAUCACUAUCAUGUACAUGAUGAUCGAGAGCCCCAAUCCCAUAGAGGUGGGAGGGCCUGUGCUGGCAGGUUGGGAGAGCAUCAUCCCUCUGAAUGAAGCAGAGCGGAAUGCCCUCUACCUGCUGGUGCUGGGCCGCUUCUGCCAGUCCCUGGUUUUGGCUCGCCAUUCUGUUACUCUGCAGCCUGAGAAUGAAGAGUACUUGAUGAUAACUGCAAAGACAGGCAUACGACAUCUGAUCCGACUGUGGGAGCUGGGCAAAGACGAAGUGGAAAGGAGGUGGUUCCAAGCAGCUAGAGUGUACUCAGAUGGGAAGUGAUGACAGAACAGGGAAUAGGACGGUCACAGUCAUAUCCUACAUGGAAGGGCAAUGACAUUGAUAAUUCUGAUGCUUUCAUGCCCAUUUAAGCUAUGUGAUCUCUGUGGCUCAUAGAGGAACAAUCUUAUUGGACGAUAGAGGAACAUUCUAGGAAAUCUAGUGAAGCAAGGUUUUCUAUGCUCAUCCCUUGCAUUACCCUAUUUUUGAAAUCAGGAUCAUCUGUAUUAACUAUGCAACUUUUUCUCAACACAAAGGUUUGUAGAAAUGUUUUUUUUUUUUACAUUUCCUGGGAAGGUGUCUAUCACAAACAAUUGUCUUAUCUAUUUGAAUGCAAAAUGCCAAGGACCUCAUUAAAACACCAUGCUGUGCCAAAUACUGUUGAUAGCAUGCUUUCAAUUAACAGUACAGUGUCACCACACAAAAAGGUUUUCAAAGACCAAAUUAUAAGGUGCUCUGGGAUAAUCAUUCUGUCCCAAUCUGCUGGAUGUGUAGACUGUGUAUUUAUGCUGGUCUUAUGUCAUUUGUAGCUUGUAUUUCCCCUGUGUUUCUUUUGUAUGGUUGUACAUGUGUGUGGUUGGUUGUAUGGAACUGUUAUGCUUUUGAAAUGGUCACAGAGGCUUGGUGUUGAAGUUAUAACUUGAAGUUAUAAAAUGUUCCUGUGGAUUAACAGGGGAAUAGAAAAGUGACAGAAUAAAAAAUGAACAAAUAUUAUAAUAACGAAAGAAUAUUUGAACAUGUCAUGGCAAAUAUUGACUCUAAUAAGAUGUUAAUACCACCUAAAUGCUCAAUUUGUAUCAUUGCAUUUAAUAUGAUCAUUUGUUUGUGACAUAAUACUGGAAAAUAAGAUGAUGCUAAGGUCUACACAUCCGUCCAGGGCAUGGCUUUCUGGACUAAUACAUCUAACUGCAAAGGACAUGAUGUAUCACUAAACUUCAGAUAGCUGUAUGUGCAUUAAUUUUCUAUGUAAUACAUCAGUCAGUUCCCUUUGAAGGUUAAUAAAGU